This is a messenger RNA of Acanthosepion pharaonis, 5352 nucleotides long. The record is from the annotation of a GenBank genome assembly. Lineage: Eukaryota; Metazoa; Mollusca; Cephalopoda; Sepiida; Sepiidae.
AUGGCGAUGGCCGAUUUGAACAAUAUCCUGGAGUUAUGUGGGGAGUUAGAAAUAAAGUUAGAGGAAGCUGUUAACUCCGAAGAAAGGAGAGGCAUGAUAAUAGAACAUCUUCACCUAACCAGUUCCAAGUUUAAAUUCAUUGUGCCGGAGUUUCCUAGAGGCUCGGAAUGGCUCAAUUCUUCACCAUUAACUAUGUCCGAACACUUGAUGGGCAAAGUGGCUGUGCUUGAUUUCUUUACUUAUUGCUGUAUGAACUGUAUGCACGUCAUACCAGAUCUUGAAGCCCUGGAGCAGAAAUACAGUGUUGAGGAAGGAGUUGUGGUAGUUGGCGUCCACUCUGCCAAAUUCCAGAAUGAAAAAGUCUUGGACAAUGUUCGAAAUGCUGUGCUGCGGCACAGUUUUCCUUCUCUCACUUUCUCUUGGUUUUUCUAUCUCUCUCUUUCUUUGUUUUUUUUUUCUCUCCCUCCCUCUCUUGGUCUUUCUCUCUCUCUCUCUCUCACCCCCUGGUCUUUCCCCCCUUGGUCUCUCUCUCUCCCCUUAGUCUUUCUCUCUCUCCUUAGUCUUUCUCUCUCUCCCUUAGUCUUUCUCUCUCUCCCCUUAGGUCUUUCCCCCUUGGUCUCUCUCUCUCUCUCCCCCUUAGUCUUUCUCUCUCUCCCCUUAGUCUUUCUCUCUCUCCCCCUUAGUCUUUCUCUCUCUCCCCCCUUAGUCUUUCUCUCUCUCUCUCCCCUUAGUCUUUCUCUCUCUCUCUCUCCCCUUAGUCUUUCUCUCUCUCUCCCCUUGGUCUUUCUCUCUCUCCCCCUUGGGUCUUCUCUCUCUCUCUCUCCCCUUGGUCUUCUCUCUCUCUCUCCCCACUUGGUCUUUCUCUUCCCCCCACUUGGUCUUUCUCUCUCUCUCUCCCCCUUGGUCUUUCUCUCUCUCCCCCUUGGUCUUUCUCUCUCUCUCUCCCCCUUGGUCUUUUCUCUCUCUCUCUCUUUCUCUCUCUCUUACUUGGUCUUUCUCUCUCUCUCUCUUGGUCUUUCUCUCUCUCUCCCCACUUGGUCUUUCUCUCUCUCUCCCCCACUUGGUCUUUCUCUCUCUCUCUCCCCACUUGGUCUUUCUCUCUCUCUUCUUGGUCUUUUCUCUCUCUCUCCCCCACUUGGUCUUUCUCUCUCUCUCUCCCCACUUGGUCUUCUCUCUCUCUCUUUCUCUCUCUCCCCACUUGGUCUUUCUCUCUCUCUCCCCCACUUGGUCUUUUUCUCUCUCUCUCCCCACUUGGUCUUUCUCUCUCUCUUCCUCUUGGUCUUUCUCCCCACUUGGUCUUUUCUCUCUCUCUCCCCCUUGGUCUCUCUCUCUCUCUCCUCCCUUGGUCUUUCUCUCUCUCUCUCUCCCCCACUUGGUCUUUUCUCUCUCUCUCUCCCUUGGUCUUUCUCUCUCUCUCCCCACUUGGUCUUUUCUCUCUCUCUCCCCACUUGGUCUGGUCUCUCUCUCUCUCCCCCACUUGGUCUUUCUCUCUCUCUCUCCCCCACUUGGUCUUUCUCUCUCUCUCCCCCACUUGGUCUUUCUCUCUCUCCCCACUUGGUCUUUUCUCUCUCUCUCCCCCACUUGGUCUUUCUCUCUCUCUCCCCCCACUUGGUCUCUUCUCUCUCUCUCUCCCCACUUGGGUCUUUCUCUCUCUCUCUCCCCACUUGGUCUUUCUCUCUCUCUCUCCCCACUUGGUCUUUCUCUGGUCUUUCUUCUCUCUCUCUCUCCCCCACUUGGUCUUUUUCUCUCUCUCUUGGUCUUUCUCUCUCUCCCCCACUUGGUCUUUCUCUCUCUCUCUCCCCACUUGGUCUCUCUCUCUUGGUCUUUCUCUCUCUCCCCACUUGGUCUUUUCUCUCUCUCUCUCCCCACUUGUCUUUCUCUCUCUCUCUCCCCCACUUGGUCUUUCUCUCUCUCUCUCCCCCACUUGGUCUUUCUCUCUCUCUCUCCCCCACUUGGUCUUUCUCUCUCUCUCCCCCCCCACUUGGUCUUUCUCUCUCUCUCCCCCCCUUGGUCUUUCCCCCACUUGGUCUUUUUCUCUCCCCACUUGGUCUUUUCUCUCUCUCUCCCCCCCGGGUCUCUCUCUCUCUCUCUCUGGUCUUUCUCCCCCAGUUCCCGGCCCCCCCGGCCUCUCUCUCUUGGUCUAUAAGUGUUUUUAUCAAAGAUCUUUGUUUUGUUAUUGCUAUCAAUUUCACAUUGCUUUUUUUUCUUUAUUAUUUACAGAUGAGUAUUGGAGGUUUACAAAAGGGCUUCCAUGAUGGAUCAUUCACCACAGCAAGGUUUUCUAAUCCCCAAGGAUUGAUCCUGGAUGGCCACAUACUUUAUGUUGCAGAUACAGACAAUCACUCAAUCCGAAAAGUGGAUUUUUCUUUGAAACAAGUAACGACUUUGGUAGGCACUGGAUUCCAGGGUAAGGACAAAGAAGGUGGUAAUAUUGGAACUCAGCAAGAAUUAUCAUCACCUUUCGACUUGCUUCUAGUCCCUUCUUUAGAUGCUGAAGAAAAUAAUAUUCUGUUAAUAGCUUUGGCUGGAAGCCAUCAGAUUUGGGCUUAUUUUCUCAAGGACGGCCUAUGGUUUAAAGGAAAGAAGUAUCCUGAGGGUACAUGUAUCAGGGUGGCUGGCAGUGGAAACGAAGAGAACCGUAAUAAUACUUAUCCAGAGAAGGCUUCUUUUGCUCAGCCCUCGGGUCUUUCCUAUUCACCAUCCAAACGAUUAGUGUUUAUUGCUGACUGUGAAAGUUCAAGUAUUCGAAGUUUUGAUUUAAAAUCUGGUGCUGUUAAAGCUUUGGUUGGUGCUGAAAGAAACCCAAUGAAUCUCUUUGCUUUUGGAGAUGUAGAUGGUGUUGGUAUUGAUGCUAAGUUGCAGCAUCCUCUUGGUGUGUGCUUGCUGGCUGACUUUCCUGAAACACAAUUACUUGUAGCAGAUACAUAUAAUCAUAAGAUAAAGUGUGUAGAUCUGCAGACAAAGAAUUGUACUACAGUGAUUGGAAGUGGUCAGCCAGGGGAUGACAUCUGUGUUGACCCAUACAUGUCUCUCUUUAAUGAACCAGCUGGUCUGGCUGUAGACAUGGACAAACAAGUGGUAUACAUUGCUGAUACAAACAACCAUUGUAUUAAAGUAUUUAAUAUGAACACGCGCACCUUGACUGAGCUUUCUUUUUCUAAAGAUUUAUUUGAUGGCGUAAGUGAUGUAGUAAAGUCUGUGGUCAAGCCCACCAACCGAAUCACUCCGAAAAGGACCAAACCCAAGGUGCUUGAAACGGUCAAUGUCAUGCCAUCUGGUUGGAUACAGUUUAAAUUGGACAUCAGCUUCAAAGAUGGCAUCUGCUUCACCAAAGACAUGGUCAGUUAUUGGCAGAUCAUAGCUGAAGAUGAACCCAGUAAAAAACUUCUUGAAGAAAUUCCUGUUACAAGCGGGACAUUGUCGGAUUUAUCUAAACAGCCAACAGUCCGAGUCUUUUUUUUCUUUCCUUUUUUUGCUUCUUUUUUCCUUCUUUCUUCCUUUUUUAUUUUUUUCCUUUUUUCUUUGUUUCUUUUUAAUCCUAUUUUGUUUUCCUUUUUUCUUCAUUUUCCUUUCCUUAUUUCUUUUUUUGUCCUUUUUCUUUUUUUUCCCCUAUUUUUUUGUCUUCCUCCCCUUUUUCUUUUUUGCAUUUUUUCCCUUUUUACUCUUUUUUCUUUUUUUUUUUUCUUUUUUGUCUUUUUUCUUUUUUGUCUUUUUUGUCUUUUUUUCUUUUUUGUCUUUUUUUUCUUUUUUGUCUUUUUUUCUCUUUUGUCUUUUUUUCUCUUUUGUCUUUUUUUCUCUUUUGUUUUUUGUGUCUUUCUUUUUUGUCUUUUGUUUUUUUGUGUCUUUCUUUUUUGUCUUUUGUUUUUUUGUGUCUUUUUCUUUUUUGUCUUUUUUUUCUUUUUUGUCUUUUUUCUUUUCUUUUUUGUCUUUUUUUCUUUUUUGUUUUUUUCUCUUGUUUUUUUCCUCUUUUGUCUUUUUUUGUGUCUUUUUUGUCUUUUUUUCUUUUUUGUCUUUUCUUUUUUGUCUUUUUUUCUCUUGUUUUUUUCUCUUUUGUUUUUUUCCUCUUUUGUUUGUUUUGUGUCUUUUUUGACUUUUUGUCUUUUUUUCUUUUUUGUCUUUUUUCUUUUCUUUUUUGUCUUUGUCUUUUUUCUUUUCUUUUUUUUCUUUUUUCUUUUUCUCUUUAUUCUUUUUCAAUUUCUUUCAUUGAUCAUCAGUACUUCUACCCUUCGGUGGGUGGAGACAAGUUCAUCUCUCUUUUCUCACAUCUACUUAGUCUUUCACCCGUUGCGAUUCCUGGUUUGGGGAGAAUUAACUCCCUCUUCUUAUUCCACACCCAUCCUUGGGACAGUCAGCGUGGCAUCUGAUCUGCUUGUAGCAUUUAUUAUUCAACGUGUGUUUCGUUGUUUUUUGGUUUCUGCCCGCUUAUCCCACUCCUCCUUCGUUUUCUCUUUCACUUCUUUCUUAUUUUCCGCCUGCCUCCUUUUCUCUCUUGCCCUCCUCCCUCUUUUUCCCUUCUUUCUUAUCCUCCUCUCUCUUCUUUGCUCUCCCACUUCUUUUUUGUCUUCCGCUUCCCUCCUUUUUUCUCUCUUGCCCUCCUCCCUCCUUUUCUCUUCUUUUUAUCCUCCUCUCUCUCCUUUACUCUCCCACUUCUUUCUUGUCUGCCGCCUCCCUGCUUUUAUCUCUCUUGUUCUCCUCCAUCCUUUUCUCUUCUUUUUAUCCUCCUCUCUCUCCUUUACUCUCCCACUUCUUUCUUGUCCUCCAGUCCCACCUUUGCUCUCCCACUUCUUGCCCUUCACCUUUUUCUUUUUCACAUUUCUUGUCCUUCCCUCCUUUCUUUUCUAUUCCUUCGUGUCCUCCCCUCCUUCCUUUUCUAUUCCACUUCUUUCUUUUCUUCCACCCCCUCCUUUCCUCUCCUUUCUUGUCCCCCCUUCCUCUCUUUUUCUUCUUUCUUAUCCCCCCUCCUUUUCUCUCCAACUUCUUUCUUGGGACGACGUAAGCGCGCUGAAAAAUACCCGUAUUCUCUCUAUUCGUCACUCUCAGUCUUUACCCGCCCCCCUCUCUCUCUCUCGCGCGCGCGCUUUCUCAACCUUUUACCCUUUUUUUCUCUUAAACUUUAUCCUCUCACUCUUCGUCUCUGUAAAUCCUUUUUCUCUCUAUUCUCUUUAUUCUCUCUCUACCUCUCUCAAUCUUUUCCACCUUCUUUCUUCUCUACUAAUAUCUAUUCUCUCGCUUAAUUGUCUUAAUUCUUAUUCUUUAUAUUCGCCUCUCUCGGUCAUUGCCCCUUUACUCCCAGUCUUUCUAUUCUUCUCUCUCAAUCUUUCUAUUCUCUUUGAGAGAGAGGGUAAAGACUGA